AGAGAGAGAGAGAGAGAGAGAGAGAGAGAGAGAGAUUUUUUGUGUUUUUUGGUGAGAAGAAAUGGAGAAGAACGUUAUGAUGGUGUGUAUACCUGCUGGUUUUCUUGGGGUUGUGGCUACUGUUUUGGGUUUUGCUGCAGAGGCUAAGCAUGUCAGGGCUGCUGAUGUUCGGAUGACAGAUACUUCAUGCAUAUACCCCAGGAGCCCUGCUUUAGCCCUUGGACUAACUGCAGCAGUGGCCCUUAUGCUAGCCCAAGUUAUCCUCAACACGGCAGCUGGAUGCAUUUGUUGUCAAAGGCGUCCACAAGCUCCUUCAAAUCCUAACUGGAUGAUUGCCUUGAUCUGCUUCAUUGUCUCUUGGAUCACUUUUGUGAUAGCCUUUCUUCUCUUCCUUGCUGGCGCUGCUCUGAACGAUCAACAUGGUGAUGAAAGUACAUAUUUUGGUGGCUACUGUUUUGUGGUGAAAUCUGGGGUUUUCUCCGGCGGGGCUAUACUCUCACUAUCUAGUGUUGCUCUGGGCAUCAUUUAUUAUGUCUCCUUGUCUUCAUCGAAGACUCAUGAAUCAUGGGGUAACCAAAACAAUCAAUCCAUCGCCAUGACACAGACAACUCAGCCUGUGUUUGUACCUGAGGACACCUACAACAGAAGGCAGCAGUUUCCCUGACUUUUUCUUGCUGUUCGUCAGCUGGCCUUUCUUGAGGUGUGCCUAUUAUUCAUUUUGAACUACUGCUACAAAAAUCUGGGAUGACCAUUCGUGUAUUGAUAGCAGGCAACGAGGCCCCUUGGUUUUCUUUCAUUUACUCAUUUCUGUCAAAUUUUCAAUCUCUCUUCUUGUUAUACAUGAAUUUCUCAACAACUAGGAUUCUACAAAUUUUUUUUUUGUUUUUCCUAUAUACAAAUGAGGUGUUGCUUCUCCCUCUCCUUUCAAGGUUGUCCAACUGGAUUGGUUUUUUUUAAUCUUUUCCUGUAGUAAAAUUCUAUUGUUGAAUCUGGGAAAUUCUUGAAUUUGAGUUUCUUGUCCUUA
Messenger RNA from Amborella trichopoda, 1024 nucleotides. RefSeq names its product transmembrane protein, putative (DUF1218). The record is from RefSeq and is a predicted model, not a curated record. Lineage: Eukaryota; Viridiplantae; Streptophyta; Magnoliopsida; Amborellales; Amborellaceae.